This is a messenger RNA of Lithohypha guttulata, 507 nucleotides long. RefSeq lists its product as uncharacterized. NCBI's taxonomy places the organism in Eukaryota, Fungi, Ascomycota, Eurotiomycetes, Chaetothyriales, Trichomeriaceae. The record is from RefSeq and is a predicted model, not a curated record. Bases 1 to 507 code for a protein of 168 amino acids. The transcript is spliced from 3 exons.
AUGUCGACCCUGAACUCCGAGAACAUCUCAAAGAUCACCGAUGCUGAGAAGAAGAUUACCAACCAGGACAACCCUGUGAAAGGCGGUCCAACUGCACAAGCUCAAGGUCAUGCCGGAGAACAGAUUAACAGCCAAACUCUUCAUGAUAUCACGGAGGGAGAGAAGAAGAUCACUGGCAACGACAGACCAAUGAAGGGUGGUCCCACUGCUACAGCUCAAUCAAUCCUCACGGGUGGCAACCAGCCCCAGACCUCGGAUUCUCAUAGCGGGAAGCUUGACUCCGAGACAAUCUCGAAGAUCACUGCUGCCGAGAAGGACAUCACUGGCGCUGAUCGUCCAGCUGCGGGAGGACCAACAGCAAAGGCUCAGUCUCAUGCUGGUGAGAAUAUCGGUAGUGAGAACCUGCGUGAUAUCACUGAGGGCGAGAAGAAGGUUGCGGGAGGUGACAGAGUGGCUGGCGGUCCUACUGCUACUGCCCAAUCCGAACUUGCCAAGAGCCGAUCCUGA